AUUCAUGUCUCCCGAUAGAAAUCAUCGUUUUCAGCAAAAUAUGCGUACUCAACGUUCGCGGGUACGGGGCUUGCUGGAUUACAACAGCACUUUCUAGGUUUACUAUUUUCCCCAUGGACGCGGCCCUGUUUUCCCCAUUUCCUUUUCCGACAACAUGGCAACGACAAGUGUCCGCAUUCUUCCAGACCCACACAUACUUGCAAUUGAUAGUCCGACGAAGAAUUACAGCAAAAUUGAUAUUAUUACUAUGCGAUGGGCAUUGGGCGGGUGUGGAUCUGCGGACGGUUAGUUUAGACCGCACUUUGUCCUCGUUGCCCCUACGGCUCGAGAUUGUGUAUUACGACGUGUUGCACUACCGAAUGGGUUGUUGUUUCAACUGUUCGCGUAGCGGGAUAGUUUUCGUUUCCCGAUAACUCCGUAUCGCACAAGUCAUACGACACCACGCCUCGCGCUUUUGGUAUUGCUAUCUUCACAGCUUUGUUUCAGGUUGGAUUUAUGGAUCGAACUUCCAGUCGACUUGUUCAAAAUUGUAUGUAUAGUACUACAGAAUGAAUAUAACUCCUAUUGCUGAGCAGGGGCAGUUAAAAUUUUGCAGCAGGGAGGAAAAUCGCCCACGCCGAAAAGUUUUUCACAUUUUUCAAACUUUUUAAAGCUGUUGCGAUUUGCGAAAUCGUUCACCGCCCAACGGCCAACGGCAACCGGCCACAUCGCAAACGGCCAACGGCCACAUCGCAAACUGCCAACGGCCAGCGGCCAACGGCCAAAUCGCAAACGGCCAGCGGCCAAAUCGCAAACGGCCAGCGGCCAAAUCGCAAACGGCCAACGGCCAAAUCGCAAACGGCCAACGGCCAGCGGCCAAAUCGCAAACGGCCAGCGGCCAAAUCGCAAGCGGCCAGCGGCCAAAUCUAUCGCAAACGGCCAACGGCCAAAUCGCAAACGGCCAGCGGCCAAAUCGCAAACGGACAAAUCGCAAACGGCCAGCGGCCAAAUCGCAAACGGCCAACUGCCAAAUCGCAAACGGCCAACGGCCAACGGCCAAAUCGCAAACGGCCAGCGGCCACGCCGCAACUCGCAAAAUAUUUUGCAACUCCAAACAUUCUGUGGCUUCAAAGAUUUUGCGAUCAAAAUAUUUCGCAAAUCCAAAUAUUUUGCGACGCACGACAUUUUUUGGGUUUGCGACUCCAAAUAUUUUGCAGCUUCAAAUAUUUUGCGCCUCGAAAUAUUUCGCAAGUCCAAAAAUUCCGCAAGUCCAAAAAUUCCGCAAGUUUAAAAAUUUCGCAAGUCCAAAUAUUUUGCGCCGCAAAAUAUUUUGCGGUCCGAAAUGUUUCGCGACCCAAAAAAUUUUGCAAUCCCCGACAAAUAUUCUCAUCAGGAGAAAAUAUUUUGCAACAAACUCCCGAAAGCCUGUCUCCCCGGUUUCACAGCUUUGAAAGCGAAGACCGCGAAGGGGGCGGGGAGCAUGGGGGGAGUGGAGAGCACGGGGAAGGCGAAAGGCACGGGAAAAACGUGAAGAACCGGAAAGGCGGGGCGGAGGCUAGCAAGCGGCGCCCACGGGGAAAGCGGGAAGCACGGGGAAAGCGGGAAGCACGGGGAUAGCGGGAAGCACGGGGAAAACGGGAAGCACUUACAGGGAAAACGGGAAGCGCGGGGAAAGCGGGAAGCACGGGGAAAACGGGAAGCACGGGGAAAGCGAGAAGCACAGGGAAAACGGGAAGCACGGGGAAAGCGGGAAGCACGGGGAAAGCGGGAAGCACGGGGAAAGCCAGCGGGAAGCACGGGGGGCGCUGGAAGCAGGGGGGAAACGGCAAGCGCGGGGAAAGCGGGAAGCACGGCGGCAGCGGGAUGCACGGCGGAAGCGGGAAGCACGGGGAAAGCGGGGGGCAAGGGGGAAGCGGGAAGCACGGGGAAAGCGGGAGGCACGGGGAAAGCGGGAAGUAUAGGGAAAGCGGGAAGCAUAGGGAAAGCGGGGAGCACGGGGGAAACGGGAAGCACGAGAAAGGCGGGGGGCACGGGGAAGGCGGGAAGAACGGGGGAAGCGGGAAGCACGGGGAAAGCGGGAAGCACGGGGAACCGGGAAACACGGGGAUAGCGGGAUGCCAGCACGGGCGGGGGGCGCAAAGAAGGCGGGGGGCACGGGGGGGGAACGCCGCCGGCGGCCAAGCCCCAGGCGAGCAGCUGCCCACCACCCUCCCCCGGCGCCCUCCCUCUGUUCGCGAAGGGAAAGCCGCGCCCCGGCGCCAGGUUUGCAGGCGGGCAGCUGCCCACCACCCUCCCCCGGCGCCCUCCCUCUCUCUGCUCACGAGGAGACCGGCAGAGGGCGCCACCGUCCGCCGCCUCUGUCUUGGACGGUGCGCGCAAGGGAAGCAGGCGGGGGCUGAGCAGUCAGAUUACUGCAUGCGAGCUAGCGCGGGGGGCGCCGCUGUCGUCCGGGGGUGGGCCCCUGCGCCUGGAAGGCAGCCAAUGAAUGCCCCGCCCCGGCGCCCGUGCUGCCUCCAUCCACGCGCGCGACAGGGAGGCGCCCCCGCUCUGCAAGGCUGUGCGCGGGGGAAGGCCGCGGGGGGCACAAAGGCGCGCAGGGGCAGCCGGGGCACAAAGGCAAACGGCACGAGUGGGCCACGCCCGCCGCAAACGCGCGGGCAUGGCGUCGCGCGCCAACGCCUCGCAUGGCGCGGGCUGUCCCCCUGCUUCCUUCCCCCGUCCACUGGCGCCCGCCCGCUGCCGCGCUUUGCGUUGUUGCUUGGGCCUAAGGCUUGCCGCCACGCAAAUGCGCGCCCCAUGCGGGUGGGGUCCUCGCGCUCGCGAAGAGACUGGAACCACGGGCGCCAUGGCGCUCCGCCUUCGUUCUUUCAGCAAGAAGCGGCGCAGAUGCCUGGCCCCGCCCUGCAUUAAAAAUUUUUUCCCUUGCCCACCCUCUGACGAUUUUCCUUCCCCCCUGUCCACUCGUUCACCCUCCCACUACGCGACAUAAGCUGCGGCCUUGUAAAAUUAUGACUGUCUAAAGCAGGUGCAGGUGGCAAGUAGGUGACGUAUCUCUUGCUUCUCCUUUCUCCUGUCUUUUUUUAUUUCUUUGAGUUUUUUGAUUGAACUUCGCGGGCACCGCCCCGGCGGAAUGAAAAAACACCCUUGUUUUUUGAGAAUAUAGAAAAUCAAAAACGCACCGGUGCGCAGAAAAAAAUGCAUUAUGUCUGGACUCUUUUGACGUUCUGGAUCUGGGAAUGGAUAGCAGCUACAAGAGCGAAUAUAUGCUUUGCACCAGCCUUCAAUUAUACAAAAACUUGCCACAUCCACUAUUUCUAUUUCCUUUCAUUUUGCGAAAUGAAUCACGAUAGUCGCCCUCCUGGCCUUUAUGCAGUUUUUGCAAGCACGCAGAUGCACUUGCACACACGCAUACACACACCACACCUCGAUUCUUUCCUGCCUUUCGGAAUCGGAGGGUAUCAAUCAGUUUUUUGCUAUAGAUUUGCGCCGACCUGCUCGCUUUAGCGGUAGUUCUAUUUUUGCGAAAAACAGAGAGAACAAGCGAAGAUCGCAAAAAGAUGGCGAAGUACUGCCAAAUCUAUUGCACUCUGAUCAGGAAGGACAUCUUCACAACCGAGUUGCUUUUGGCCAAACUGUAAAAUGCAUUUUCAGCGAAGGACAGCGAUAUGAUCCGGUGCUUCGCUUCCUUCAAUCGCGCGUGUAGACAAUAAAGAUUGAAUGAAGAUCUUGGGUCCAGUCUUUCAUUGAGUAGUGCAAAACGCAACACUGAAAACCGCCACACCCCGGGAUGGCACUGUCAUCAGUGCAUGAUAGAUGGAUGCACGAUAGGCGGCAGAGACGCACGCGCAGCCCGUGCAAAUCCAAAUUUCCAACAAGAAAUUAUCAAACCGAGUCUACGCCUGCACUUUCCUGAUUGUUUUUUGGACAAGCACAAGUGUUGAUUUGGAACUGAAUCGGCCACGAGACAGAACAUGAGUAAAAUCGCGCCUGUUGUAGUCCUUAUAUAUUUUGAUAUUUCCACCUGUUUCACGAGGUCGUGGCUCUCGAAGCAGUUGCGUCAACGUAUUCGUCUGGUUGUGGUUUCGAAGCUAUUUAGUACACGACUCGGUCCCAGAAGCGGGAGUAAAUCACCGCAGUGUGCGCUGGCUCUAAUGCUUUACUCAAACUUCUACAUGUGCUGGAGUUUGUAUUGUAGUACAUCAAGACCGGAUUUGUGUCGACC
Molecule: messenger RNA, 4201 nt
Organism: Amoebophrya sp. A120
Lineage: Eukaryota; Dinophyceae; Syndiniales; Amoebophryaceae
Source: the annotation of a GenBank genome assembly